GCGGGGCGCGCCGCUGCGGGGCGGCCGCUGCUCUGGGCCCCGGGCCUGCGCCAAGGGUCCGCGGCCGGCGCUUCUACGUCGCGCCAGAGGUCCUCGGCGCCCGCCGACGCCAGCGCGCCACCGACCAUAGGUGAGGCACGCCAUGGAGGACUACCUGGACAAGCUGUACUUCGCGGGCACGGCCGCCGUCUUGCUGGCCAACCACGUGGCCCAACAGGGGCCCAGCGGCCCCGCGGCCGCGGAAGCGCUUAUGGCCCCCGUCGACGGGCGCGCGCGGCCGUCCAGCGAGCUGAGGCUGACCGCCGAGAACGUUCCCGUCGCCGCGGCAGUGGCGGGCAAGGCGCACCCGCGCGCGAAGGUCACCAUCGCGCCCCCCAGCGCCAACGACGGGGGCGAGCCUCGGGCGAAACCCGCGAGCAACGAUCACGACAUGGCGCUCUUUGUCGGGGGCCGGGCUAGCUUCAAGGGCGGCGGGGCUUUCGUCGGAGUUGCCAGUCAAUAUCAAGCACUGGCGCCGUCCAGCCCCAUCGCCCUUCCCGCUGAGGCUUUACGAGUAUGAGAGUUUCUUCAACGCUGCCGUCGACUCCUCGUGUUUGGGCCGACUGGGCAUCGCUCCCGCUGCAGGCGCCUCGUCCGCCCGACGCCAUGAGAAGUCCGGCGCACCCAUGCGCCAGCUAGCGAAGUUCCUUCGCGUUUCGCUCGGUACCUUCCCACAGGCGCUCACGAGACUCAAGGCUCGUUGAUUGCAGUGAAUUUUCUUUGGCCUCUCUUCCUUUUCGGCGCGCGCCCUCUGCCGCCAGUUCAUCACAUGCUUUUUUGAGCCUCGAGGUUGUGCCGAAAGCAGAUUGCGCCUCGCACGCGCCGGCGCUCUGCGUGCAUUGAUGGCUUUCUGAAGCACGUUUGCAGAAUUGACCUAUCAUCAUGGUGGCCUGGAGAGAAAAAGGUCGAUCUCCCUGGAGCUUUGGUGUUCGGCGUCGCCUGCGCUCGCCUGUGGGGGCCGCGAUUUGUCUCUGUCCGUGCCUGACCCUGUGUAGCACACCGCUCGCAAUGCAGUGUUUGUAUGCCGUUGCUGUUUAGCGGAUCGCCCGCCUGCUGCCGCCCACUGCUGGGGGCCAGCCAACAGGUCGAAACACCUUCCCUUUUAUUUGAGCUUCGAGGUUGUACUACAUGUAUAGUGUGCUUCGCGCGUGCCGGCACCCUGUGUGCAUUGCUGGUAUUCUGAAGCACGCCAGCAGAAUCCACAUAUCUUCAGGGUGGCUCGGAG
This is a messenger RNA of Prorocentrum cordatum, 1264 nucleotides long. The record is from the annotation of a GenBank genome assembly. NCBI's taxonomy places the organism in Eukaryota, Dinophyceae, Prorocentrales, Prorocentraceae.